This is a messenger RNA of Rhincodon typus (whale shark), 1469 nucleotides long. It is a transcript of the gene kynu, whose product is annotated as kynureninase. Gene Ontology annotation, cellular component: cytoplasm. The record is from RefSeq and is a predicted model, not a curated record. Gene Ontology annotation, molecular function: kynureninase activity; pyridoxal phosphate binding. Gene Ontology annotation, biological process: NAD+ biosynthetic process. The coding region runs from base 128 to 1339 and encodes 403 amino acids. NCBI's taxonomy places the organism in Eukaryota, Metazoa, Chordata, Chondrichthyes, Orectolobiformes, Rhincodontidae. The transcript is spliced from 12 exons.
AGCUGUUAACUUGGUUCAUGUUGUUGGAGUGCAAUUGAGUUGGGAUUGACAACUUCACUCUCAAAACGGAAAGCUCCAAAAGGUUGAGGAAAAUUAAAACAAAGAGACUGAUUGCAGCUUAUCAGCCAUGGAUCAACAUACUGACAAUUCCCCAGCUCACAGGUUGGAAUCUGCUGCUUCCAUUUUAGGCUGCAGCAUCACUGAUGAGAAGCUUGCAAUUCAUUUGGAUCAAGAAGAUCAAUUGCGACAUAUUAGAGACCAAUUCCAUAUACCCAAAAUGAAAGACCUCCCGUUUGGUGCUAAAAAGGAAGAAACUGCAUUGAUGAAUGGACUAACUGUGAACUUACAUCUCCUGCUGCUGUCCUUCUACAAACCAACAUCAAAUAGACAUAAGAUUCUCAUGGAAGCAAAAGCAUUUCCUUCUGAUCAUUAUGCAGUGGAGUCUCAAAUCCGGCUUAAAGGACUAGAUCCAAAGGAAAGUAUGCUGUUGUUGUCUCCAGAGGAGGGAGAAGAAACCCUGAGAACAGAAAAUAUUUUAUCUACAAUAGAAAAAGACGGUGACAGUAUUGCUGUGAUUCUCUUCAGUGGAGUACAAUAUUACACUGGGCAGGUGUUUGAUAUGCUUUCGAUAACAAGGGCAGGACACGCUAAGGGAUGCUAUGUUGGUUUUGACCUUGCUCAUGCUGUUGGGAAUGUAGAGCUGUGUCUGCAUGACUGGAACGUAGAUUUUGCCUGUUGGUGUAAUUACAAGUAUUUGAACUCUGGUGCUGGAGCCUUGGCAGGAGCAUAUAUACAUGAAAAACACAGAUUUACAAUAAAGCCAACAUUAGUCGGUUGGUGGAGUCAUAACAUCAAAACAAGAUUUGAGAUGACCAAUCACCUUGACUUAAGUUUUGGCGUGAAUGGAUUUCGAAUCUCGAAUCCACCCAUUUUAUUGGUUCGUUCACUACAAGCUAGCUUAGAGAUCUUCAAUCAAACUGACAUGAAAGCUCUGCGGAGAAAAUCUGUUUUACUUACUGGUUACUUGGAGUGCCUGAUCAAACAUUACCAUUCAAAGGUUCCAGAUAAUCCACAGAAACCAUAUGUCACUAUCAUUACUCCCUCUGAUAUUGAAGAACGAGGCUGCCAGCUCUCAUUGGUUUUUUCAAUACCUACCAAGUCAAUUCUUGUGGAAUUGAUGAAAAGGGGAGCUGUAUGUGACCAGAGGGAACCAAAUGUUCUACGAGUUGCUCCUGUACCUCUUUACAAUUCCUAUCAUGAUGUGUACAAAUUCAUCAAGAUGUUGAAUGAAUCAUUCAAGGCCACAGCGUACCAAGUCAAAGAUGAAGCUGAUGUAUAACUGGGCCAGAUUCCUUUCCACAUGUGGCAUAAAGGACACAAACAAUACUCCAUCAUUACAAAUUAUGCUUCCACAUUAAUUAGUGAUUUGUCUAAUUUCUUUGUUUAUUUUUGUCUGUUUAAUCUUUAAU